ACACCGGAUGCGACGCCGACUAGAGCAAGGGCGGCUGUGGGUAGUGGCACUUCUGCCGAGCAGGAAUCGCGGCCGACAACAGCAGAGUCGACCUCGGGGCAAUCCGUUGCUCCUGCUCCCAAUGGCGAAGGGCAAAGGGUCAAAAAGAUCAAGAUUGUCGCCUCGUCUGGGCAACAGUUUCUCGAGGGACCCAAGAGCAGCAGCCUGUCCCCGUCCAAGAAACGGCCCACCAUUGUUCUCAAGAAUUCUCCUACAAAGACAAAGAUCGAGGAACGCCAGUCUGACCCGGACGAGGCUGACGACGAGUCGGAAGGUGAAGCGGAAGGGGAAGCCGAAAAGGAACGCGAAGUCGAAGAGGAAGAAGCACAAGAGGACAACGACAAGGAAAAGACCCACGACAGCAUCACCGCCAAAUCACCCCCUGCCCAAGUCGUUGUCGUCAACAACCAGCAGAAGGACAACGACCAAGUUGAUAACCCCGCAGAGGAAGAGGCUACCUCGGACAUCGGCUCCACGCUCGACUACGACGGUUACACCUCGUCCGAUUCCAUCAGCGGCGACCGGCUAAUGGAGAACGACUGGCAACUCAACCAAGUCCGCACACGCUCCAAGGGCACCAACCCGCGUGUCACGCAGUACUGGCACUGGGUUAAAGACGAGAACCAGCACCCGUACCCACGCCGACCAUCGUCCAAGUCCAAGCACCGCCGCGCGCAUCACCACGAGGACAACGGCCCGAACCAGCGUGUGGUCAUCGAGCACCAGGUCCUCGAGGACGUGGGACCCAUCAAGUGGUCCGUCUUCAAGAAGCCGUGUAACUUCCAUCUGAAACUGGCCGAUAUCGAGGAGGUGUCUCACGCUCCCGGUUCUACCAAGGUGGUAGUGACGCAUAAGAAGGGCAAAGACGGGCGUGAUGUGGGGCCGCGCGGGGAUGUGAUGGCGCAGUUUAGGCGGGAUCGGACCAAGAGGCGGUUUUUAAGGUUUUUGGUUCGGGAGAUGGGGAUAAGGGUUGUUGCGAGGAGUGUUGAGGCGAUAGAAGCGACUUGGAACUCUAUCGAUCCCGAGAUACUUCCUGGGCCGGAUUCGGAUUAA
Dichotomopilus funicola is the source of this 1092-nucleotide messenger RNA. RefSeq lists its product as uncharacterized. The annotation marks the transcript as partial. The transcript is spliced from 2 exons. Lineage: Eukaryota; Fungi; Ascomycota; Sordariomycetes; Sordariales; Chaetomiaceae. The record is from RefSeq and is a predicted model, not a curated record.